Molecule: messenger RNA, 489 nt
Organism: Cooperia oncophora
Lineage: Eukaryota; Metazoa; Nematoda; Chromadorea; Rhabditida; Trichostrongylidae
Source: the annotation of a GenBank genome assembly
AUGUGGUAUUCUAAAAGGUCGGAGAAAUUCACGUGUUUCUGCAACGGUCGAGACAACUGCAACGGUGGUCGAGCAUUGCAAAAAUUGGAAGUGGAAACAGUUGAGCUGUUGACGUGUGUUUGCUCUGGUUCUCACUGCAAAGGCGAGACAUGUCUUGGAGAGCUGUGCAGUUACGUGAUAAAUCAUCGGACGAAGGAAACCGAAAGGGGUUGUGUGAACGCAACUGUCCCGAUAGUAGAGCGACGAUCGAUGGGCUCUUGCAUGAUUCCCCCAAUCACCGGUGCCAUGCAUCAUACAGUAGCAAAGGACGCAUCUGAUCUGCUGAAGACCGAAUCAUGCGUAUGUGCAUCGGAUUACUGUAACGCAGAGAAACCGCAAAUCACUGUUCCGGAGCGACAACAAUGUCAGACGUUCGUCACCGCAAAAGUUAUGGGAACAACGGUGAGUAUCUUGAAAUUUGAGUGCUCAUUCAAUUUUGACCAGGUCUAA